AUGGACGAUUUCUUGACGCCAGUCAGCCAGACAUAUCUGAAGCCGAGGGCGUCUGGCUCUCCGUUCGGACUCUCUCGGUCGCCCAGCUCCGCUGAUGAGGUCAACAAGCUCAAAACCUCAUCUUCGGAUGGCACAGUUCUUGAGAAGCUGAUGAGCCAACCGGACUAUGACACCUUGAUCUCAGCCCUCAAGCUGGCAAGUCGCAACAACAAGACCGCAGACCCGACCUCCGAAUCUGCCCGGGUCAUCCAAGUUCUUGUCUCUGAGAUUAUCCCGAACUACUGGCCGGUUCUUAGAGGUGGAGAUGCCGAAGACCUAUCCCUUCUGCUGAGAUGUCUCCGUAACCUCACGGGUGUCAAUGCUCUUGUUGCACGGGUCAAGGCAUUGACACAGGAAUUCAAGGCUGGUGGACAAUCAGUCAAGAGACCCGACAUAGCCAUGAAUCUCGAUAUUCUGCUUCAAGUCUUCACAAACAUCCUCGAUGGAGAUCUUCAGUUGAUGGCGCUUUGGUCAUCAGGUCUGCCGCAUCUAGAUAAUCCCGUUCGGAGGAAGGCUAUGGCCCAUGAGCUGGUAGGCUUCUUCGCUGGCGGGAAGUUAGUUUCCAUCGCAGCCGAGGCACAAUCCAUCUUGCAAAAGGAGCUUUCCGCUCACAAGAAUGCCUGGGUGUCAGAUGGAUUGCUCUAUAGCAAGUGGCUAGGAAGAAGCAUUGUGGCUUGGGUGUCAAACGGUCCAUCUUCCGAUGAUGAAAAGCUAUGUGCUGAGCUAUUUGUUCGCGGACUCCGGCUAGGAUACUCGGAGCACCUGAACAAACAUCUUAUCCAAGAUCUACUCCUAGGUCCGGAUGCCAGCGCAAACGCCUUCGUGCGUCUUUUUGGCCACUUCUCGCAGCUUGAGCAAAAACGCAUGCUUUACGCGGUUGUCAAGUACCUUGCAGACACACACUUGAAUCCAUUGGGUUCAUCCGGGUCCCCUGAGGCGAGAAAGAAAAUAUCGGCAGCUGCCGGUGUCCUCGGAAAGCUUGUGGCGAAUAACGAUAGCAGAAUGAACCAUCUCGUCUCAUGGCUCACAAACUCUACUGGUGCAGGACUCGGCGAGGCCAUCGGCAUCCGACGAGCCGUCGUGGCCGUCGUCGGAAAUGAUAAGGAGUGCACAAGUCAGGUCCUAGAGAAGAGUCUCAGCCAAUUCGGUGACCAGCUCUAUAUUAAGCACUCGCCUAUGCUACAACAAGAAGCACACGCCCAAGUAUUGCUCCUGAUAGCGGGUUACAUCCAUCGAGCUUCGGCUGUGAAGCUGAAGAUGAUUAUGAGAUCCGGAAGUUACCUUCAAACAAUCUCGAACCGCUUAAAUUCGACUCAGGUGAAGGCUAGACUACUCGGCAUGGCAAUUGGCGAGGCAUUGUCUUCAUUGUCCGACACGAACCAGAACAAGCUCGAAUUCAAGACAGAUGAAAUGGACAGCGAGGAAGCAAAGUGGUAUAAGUCACUGCCCACAAUGGCCGACGAGGUCGGACCAGUCGAGCCUCUCGUCUCAGCUUCAGCUGUGAAGCCUGAGAAGCCAAACUUCAAGCCAGCGCCAGCUAAACCAAUUACUCGACGGGCUUUACCUCCUAGGAACACUGGUUUCAUUAUCGAAGAGGUCGAAGAUUCCUCUGAGAGCGAAGACGACGACCUCAUGGUGUACAAUAAGCCAGAUGACGACGCUGAGGAUUCCGACGAAGAUGCUACCCUUGUCCGGAGGGAUAAGCCUAAAGCUCCCGUGUACAUCCGCGACCUUAUCACAUAUCUUCGAGACGACAAUAACUAUGACAAGCAAAAGUUGGCUCUAGAAACAUCCCCUUCAUUGAUCAGGCGAAAGGCAAAUUUCGGCUCCGAGGUCAGCGCUCACGCCGAUGAGCUUGCGUCCCAAUUAGUAGGUCUUCAGGACAAAUUUGACAUUGCCAAUUUUUACGAGCUCCGUCUACAAAGCAUGAUAGCUCUCAUAGUCGCACAGCCGAAGGUGAUGGCUCCCUGGUUCGCCAAGACCCUUUAUGAUGGCGACUACUCCAUUUCUCAACGAGCAUCCAUUCUCAUCGUGCUUGGCCUCAGUGCCAGAGAACUAUCAGGGCACGACACCUCGGAGUUCGCCGCUGCCGCUUCAUUCCCCUCAAAGCGUCUGCCUGAACGCAUGGAGAGGAUGUACCUAGAAGAAGCAUCUAUCCAUGCAAACCGACUGGAGGCUGGCUCAGGAUCCAAUCUGAAAGCGAUCCCGGCAACCGCUCUGGAUAGCAUCGCCCAGGAUCUCACCUCUUCUUUCCUCGCUCCUUUGGCGGCCAAAGCCGCCGAUGCAGCCACAGGUCCAGACGUUCUCAAGCUAUCCUCGUUCACCUCGCGCCUUAACGCUCAGGGGCAACCUAAAUCGACAGCCAAGCCAAAGCCGCGACUCCGCUCCAUCCCCAACACGAUUGCCUCCCUGAUUGCUACCAACUUCUUCUUCCCCUUGACCGCUCGCCUUCAGCACGCCCUUCGCUCGCCAGCCUCCCAUCGGCGCAACGCUCCUCUCUUCCAACCGCACCUUCUUUCUUUGUAUCUCAAGACCCUUGCCGUCCUCAUACACGCGGCCGGUCCCUCGACCCUUGCCCUCCCGCAGAUGACCGCCGAGCUCUGGAAUCUGAUCCUUGGUCUGCGCGCACAGGCAGCUCCUGAUCUCCCCACGACGCAUGCCCUGUUGAUCGCCCUUGCUGCCUUGUUCGAGGUCAAUGCUGCCGGGUCCUCUGAUGGCCUUCGCAAGCUCUGUGCCGACAUGCCCCGCGAGAUCGUCGAGACGCAGGAGUGGGUGUCCGGCAUCUUCAAUGGCACCCGCGGCGACGACGGCGGCCAGGAGAAUCAAGUCAAGAUGCUGUCGGCCGGCGUGCUCAUCACGCUGCAAGAAGCCAUGGAGCGCCACCGCGCGCUGUUGAUGGGAGACAUGAUUGGGUUCACAUAG
Verticillium nonalfalfae is the source of this 2961-nucleotide messenger RNA. It is a transcript of the gene TEL2, whose product is annotated as telomere binding protein. Gene Ontology annotation, molecular function: Hsp90 protein binding; telomeric repeat DNA binding. Gene Ontology annotation, biological process: telomere maintenance via telomerase; protein stabilization. The transcript has 2 exons. The record is from RefSeq and is a predicted model, not a curated record. Lineage: Eukaryota; Fungi; Ascomycota; Sordariomycetes; Glomerellales; Plectosphaerellaceae. Gene Ontology annotation, cellular component: cytosol. Bases 1 to 2961 code for a protein of 986 amino acids.